Molecule: messenger RNA, 177 nt
Organism: Dentiscutata erythropus
Lineage: Eukaryota; Fungi; Glomeromycota; Glomeromycetes; Diversisporales; Gigasporaceae
Source: the annotation of a GenBank genome assembly
AUGCCACGACAAAAACAACAAGCACUGUCUCAUCAAUUUGAUCUUCAAAAUUGGGUCUUGUUCGAAAUGUAUAAUAAAAUGUGUGAAAGUUCCGAUAUAAAGGAAAACGAUAUCAGUCAUGAAAUAAUAACAUAUUCUCCUAGUUUUGAAUCAUCGAUUCAUUUUAAAAAAUCCUAA